AUACGUGAAAGUUGUUGUCCCACAUAGCGUGUUCCUGACCAGAGCCCGCAGCCGAGAUUCUAGUCUCGUAGUUUCUAAUUACUGGUGUAGCAGAGAGUAGGGAGAUACAAACCAGAAAGAGAAAGAGACUGAGGUGGAGCAGAGCUCUGGCAUGCCUGCUUCCGCGAUGGAGAGUGUAGCUGUGACGGCCUUGCGUUCGGUGAUGCUCCGAGUUCAACAAGCUGCCGAGAGAUCGAGCCGGAAAGCCGAUCAGAUCAGGGUGGUGGUCGUCAGCAAGACCAAGCCUGUUUCCCUCAUCCGCCAAGUCUACGACGCUGGCCACCGCUGCUUCGGCGAGAAUUACGUCCAAGAGAUUGUCGAAAAAGCAUCUCAGCUUCCGGAUGAUAUCGAUUGGCGUUUCAUCGGGCGCUUGCAGAGCAACAAAGUUAAAAUGCUUCUCUCUUCUGUCCCAAAUCUUGCGGCGGUUGAGGGUGUAGAUGAUGAGAAGAUUGCGAAUCAUCUUGAUCGGGGAGUUGCGAACAUUGGAAGAAAGCCUCUCAAGGUUAUGGUCCAAGUGAAUACCAGUGCAGAAGCAUCAAAAGCUGGAGUUGAACCAUCAGGUUGUGUAGAACUUGCAAAGCAUGUUAAGCUGGGAUGCCCAAACCUUGAGUUUUCUGGACUAAUGACAAUAGGGAUGCCGGAUUACACAUCAACUCCAGAGAAUUUCAAAACAUUAUCAAACUGUAGGAUUGAGGUUUGCAAAGCACUUGGAAUAGCAGAGGAGCAGUGUGAGCUAUCAAUGGGGAUGUCUGGUGACUUUGAGCAAGCGAUUGAAAUGGGCAGUACGAAUGUGAGAAUUGGUUCAACCAUAUUUGGGCCUAGGGAAUAUCCCAAGAAGCAGGCAAAUUAGCAAUCUUCAAGUUCUUUGCUUGUUCAUAAAGAAUUGGUGGCUUCUUAUAGACUUUUAAUUUUGUUGUGGUAGCAGUUAAGUUGUCAAUUUGUUGAUAUGCUUUUCCCUACCACAUCUCAUGGGCAAGUUCUUGUAAGCUUAGUGCUUUUGCUCACUCCCAUUAAUCAUGUUUAUGAUCUCUCUUUAUAUAAACUAUAAGCUUAGCUUCAGGUUUUUGGUCAGCAUCCAGUACUCAGAUUACCCUGAAGAGAAGUAUAAUGAAGUAGUGAAAAUUUUGUAUUAACCACCCCAACCCCCC
This is a messenger RNA of Macadamia integrifolia, 1187 nucleotides long. RefSeq names its product pyridoxal phosphate homeostasis protein-like. Bases 152 to 889 code for a protein of 245 amino acids. The record is from RefSeq and is a predicted model, not a curated record. Gene Ontology annotation, molecular function: pyridoxal phosphate binding. The transcript has 7 exons. Lineage: Eukaryota; Viridiplantae; Streptophyta; Magnoliopsida; Proteales; Proteaceae. Gene Ontology annotation, cellular component: intracellular anatomical structure.